Molecule: messenger RNA, 1391 nt
Organism: Colletotrichum navitas
Lineage: Eukaryota; Fungi; Ascomycota; Sordariomycetes; Glomerellales; Glomerellaceae
Product: RNA polymerase Rpb5 domain-containing protein
Exons: 4
Coding region: 383-1075 (230 amino acids)
Biological process (GO): DNA-templated transcription
Cellular component (GO): RNA polymerase I complex; RNA polymerase III complex; RNA polymerase II, core complex
Molecular function (GO): DNA binding
Source: RefSeq, a predicted model, not a curated record
CUGGAUUCAACUGUGGGGUUCAAAUCCGACGGGUGGCACGUGCAUGCACUGUGACUCUGGACCCUUGAUUGCAUCUGUCCAUCAUCUAGAAUCCCGUCCAAUCCCGACCAGGACUGAGCAACAGCAACCGGGAGCCCCACUCAAACUUUUGCUCUGGCUGCAAGGCUGAACCCGCCGCCAGAACUUUUUUGGCUUAUCCGUUUCGCGACGCCAGUCUUUUUUUCGAUCUUGAACUUCCCGUCGUAGUGAUACCCAUCCACCGCCCACGCCUUCCAUCCCGACAAGCCCGUAUUUUUCCUUCGACGGCGAAUUCUUCUUCUUCCUCGGGCGCCACACGACGAGAAAGCCCCCCCUCGUCGAUUAAUACGCACCCAUCGCAACGAUGUCGGACCAGAAGGAUGUGAACAAGGAGGUUACCAGGCUGUGGCGCGCUUGGCGGACGGCCCACGAGAUGGCUGCGGAUCGCGGCUAUGAACUUGCCGAGGAUGAACUCACGAUUUCGCUCGACCGCUUCAAGAUGGAGUACACCAGUGCUGACGGCAGCGUAAACCGCAGCAAGCUCCAGUUCUCCGCGAACCCCUCGGCCGACAUGAUCCGCAAGUUCACACCUCCUGCGACACCCCAGAACCCGAACCCGGCGCCCGAAUGCGGCACUCUCUGGGUCGAGUUCCUUGCCGACACGACCUUUGGUAUUAAGGAGAUCAAGAAGUUCAUCCACCACCUCAUCAGCAACAAGUACUCGUCCGGUAUCAUGAUCACCCACGUGGCCCUCUCCCCGGCGGCCCGCAAGAUGCUUAUCACCAUCGAGUCCUUCGCCAAGGUUGAGUGCUUCCUCGAGGAGGAUCUGCUCGUCAACAUCACUAAGCAUGAGCUCGUACCCAAGCACAUCCUGCUCAGCCGCGAGGAGAAGAUCGCCCUGCUCAAGCGCUACCGCCUCAAGGAGACCCAGCUUCCGCGCAUCCUGCAAAAGGACCCCGUCGCCAAGUACCUCGGACUCAAGCGUGGGCAGGUCGUCAAGAUUAUCCGUACUUCGGAGACGGCCGGUCGAUACGCCAGCUACAGAUUGUGCGUAUAAGCUUCGCGUUGCGCCUCGCCCCUGGCCACGGGGGCUGAGAAAAGGGACGACAUAGAAGAAGGAGAAGACAAGACGGAAUAGGGGAGUCGCACGGGCUGGGAUUGGGUCCCCCCCCCUUUUUUUUUUUGACAGGAUGACUGACGCCCGGCGGAUGGGGGAGGGAGUUUAACUAUACUCUUUGCAUCACUCUUGAGUCUGGCGUUGAGGGAACGGCUAUGGUCUGCUGUUUUGUGUAUGACAAGAAAAGAAAAAAGAGGGGUUCUUCUAGAAGGACAACAUAAGGUUACCUAACUUACUAUUUACAUCGUUUUCGUCA